Molecule: messenger RNA, 1146 nt
Organism: Trypanosoma theileri
Lineage: Eukaryota; Euglenozoa; Kinetoplastea; Trypanosomatida; Trypanosomatidae
Exons: 1
Coding region: 1-1146 (381 amino acids)
Source: RefSeq, a predicted model, not a curated record
AUGGAUGAAGGUGAAGAAGUAACGCUUCUUGCUGUUGCUCUCGCUGGAGAGGAGACCUAUUGGCUAUGCCAGCCAAUUGCUGGGAAGCGGCUUCAACCGGAGUGGAAGAACUGCACGUGUCAUUGGUUGUACCUUGUAGAUGGUGAUAUUCAUAGCGUUAUACCUUGGUACACUGAAGAUAUGGGUGCUCUACUGGAGGUUGAUAUUUCUGAAACGUCUAAAAUUGAACGUUUUGCAGUAAUAUAUGAUUCAGUGAAGGCACGAAAAAUUGUUGUCAACACAGGAGGAUCCUCUAGAACCUUUUUUAUUAUUACAAAUGAGGAGAGAGAUAUUGUUGAAGCUAAAUAUGAUGAUCUUCUUAAGCGAGAGAGAAGUCUCUCUGCUGCUACUCCUACUACUGAUCCUGUUUCCGUUAGAUCUCACAAUAAACCGCGUGAGGAAAGGCGACAAGCUAAACUAUCUUCUGCUUCUGAAAGAAAUGGUGAUAGUCAGGUUGGAAAUAAUGAAGUAUUUUCCUGGAAAAAUCUUUAUAUAGUGGAGUAUGGAAAUCGUAUUUUUUAUGUAUGUUCUGCUCCACAUGGAAAUAAGUAUGGAUUUAAGGUUGAGCGGCUCAUUCGUAAGGGAUUUACAAUAUAUUUACUGUUCCAAGAUGAAGCUGCAGGUCCUUGUAAACUGGGUGAUAGUCAAAAAGUCGAUAGAGUUACAGCAAGUUCUGUGUUAAAAGCAGAUGAAGGAAAAGUAAUGAUGAUGACGACAGAGGCACAUGGAGAAGUUGUUUCAAGGGAAAGGGAGUCCAUUGAAUGCUCUGUAUUUGAACCUCUUCCAAAAUGUGCAAAGAAAGAAAUUACAAAGGUAGAUUCACCUCCACCUCGCUCACUUAGAGCUAUUGGUGUAAAUCUGUGGAUAGAUGCUGAAGAAAAAAUUGGUGCUUCCGUUAAACUGGCGGAUAUGUUUCCCUUUUCAAGUGAUGGUGGGAGCUCGGUACGUACAACUGUCUUUCCUGAUGGAACGUGUGUUACAUAUGAUUUGUCUACUGCUGCAAAGUAUGUUGGCAAAAAGAAAGUUGUCUCCGCACCCACAGACCAUGAUAUGAUGGGACUUUUAGAGAAUAUUCAACUAGCAAAGGAACAGUUUAAUGCCUUGUAA